AUGCAGUCCAACAACGAUCAACCCGAGUCCCCCACGCCCAAGCAGCUGGCGACUCCCGCGACCAACGUCGGCGACUCCAACCCCCCCAGCACCACCCACUCCCCAUCCACCCCCGUCAACCGUCAGGCCCACCCCAUGAACCCACGCGCUGGCCAGCAGAACAUGGCCAACGCCCGCGGCGGUGUCUUCCCCAGGGCCGCUGGCGCUGGUGUCCGCCCGCCGGCGUCUGUGCCGCGCUACUAUGGCAACCCGGCGAUGGGUCAGCAGCGUAGGCAGCCUCUCGACAUGUUCAACGACGGCUGUUCGGGAAACCUGGACAACCUUCGCUAUCCUUUGAUUGGGAUCCCGAAUUCCGCGGCGGCUCGAGGUGCGACCCCGUUGGCAGCGGCCCCCCAGCGUGUCGACCAGACUCAGCACAACUUUCAGAUCCCCCAGGCUCAGGUCAAUCAGACCCAUGGUUCCGAGGCACAUCAAAUACACUACUACUCAGCCCAGAACAUGCCAGUGAGCCACAACUACCCUGCCCAUCAACCGAAUGGCAACCCUCAAAACUACUACUCUCAGCAGGAGCAGCAGCUUCAGCGUCAGCAAUAUGAGAUGAUUCGAAACAUGGAUCCCGAAGCUGCCAGAUACAUGCGCCCACCGCCCGGGACCAACCUCUCGUACCCACCUGCGCCCAAUGGUCCCUCUGGCAGUCACGCCAACACUCCCAAUUCCGGUCACGCUGGCGUCAAGCCCGAGGGAAACAAUGGCCCUCCUGCACAAGCCUCAGCCGGCCCAGCUGCCGCCACGCUCGCUGGCGACCCCCAGGCAGCCGAUCCCUCAGGGCCCGCCCAUCCGGCGGCGCACUGCCAGGUCCCCCCUGUCCCCCAGGCCUACCAGGACUUCUCGAAUCACGUCUACGCCCUCUUGAAUCAGCCCACCAGUGACGGGUUCUGUGGACACAUUAAGGGUCCGGGAGAUGUCGAGUCGUACAGGUCGGCAGUCUGGUGGGCCAAGAGGCCCAAGAGGGCCCGCGCCGCGGAGAACAAGUGCCACGACUUCCCCGCCGACGACGCCGGCAAGCAGGAGGUCGUGCGGCGGCUCUUUGAGGCCAUCGUCAACCUUGACGGCGAGCAGUGCAAGGUUUCAGAGAAGCUUCCCUUGCGAGAAUCUACUGCGGUCACCUUUAUCAACAACCGCUCCCCUCUCGAGAUCGAGAUUGUGGCUUGGGAUCUUAUGGAGGCAAUGAGAAAGGUCCAGAUGGGCUUGCCGGUCGGACAACAACCUUACCCCCUGGUGCAGGAAGCAACCUUUGGGGAGAAGGUUGACGCGGUUGUCGAAGCUCUUAGCUUCAACAAGCUGCUGUGUAAGAGUGUAAUGGAGUCUGUGGAGCUCCAGGCUCGCGUUGCCGCCAAUCCCGCCUCGGAAUUGGUAAAGAAGAACGGCAACAUGAGGACCAACAAGAGGAAGGGAGACCUCCUCAGCGAAGCGAACCAAAAGAACGGCACCGCCAGGAAGGCCACGGCCAAGGGCAGGGGCAAGAGGGCUGCGGACGACGACGACGACGUCAAGGCGGAGACUGCCUCGGAGCCUGGCUCCUCCUCCGCCGGGGCUGUGGCUGGCCACGAGGCUGUCCAGGCUUCCCAGGCUGGGGCUUAG
Diaporthe batatas is the source of this 1641-nucleotide messenger RNA. RefSeq lists its product as uncharacterized. NCBI's taxonomy places the organism in Eukaryota, Fungi, Ascomycota, Sordariomycetes, Diaporthales, Diaporthaceae. The transcript has 2 exons. Bases 1 to 1641 code for a protein of 546 amino acids. The record is from RefSeq and is a predicted model, not a curated record.